Molecule: messenger RNA, 4053 nt
Organism: Dictyostelium discoideum AX4
Lineage: Eukaryota; Evosea; Eumycetozoa; Dictyosteliales; Dictyosteliaceae
Gene: pspC
Product: prespore-specific protein
Exons: 2
Coding region: 1-4053 (1350 amino acids)
Source: RefSeq, a predicted model, not a curated record
AUGGUGAACAAUAUUGUAGAUUUAUCAUCUUCACCAACAAAUGGUGAAGAUUGUUUAAACAAUAAUAAAAAUAAUAAUAAUCAUAAUAAUAAUCAAAAUAAUAAUAACCACAUUAAUAGUAAUAAUAAUAAUAGUAAUAAAAAUAAUAAUUUUAAUUAUAGUAAAUCCUAUAUUGGCAGUAAUAGUAACAACAACGAUAAUAUUAGUAAUAAUAAUAAUAAUGUUAACAAUGUUGGUAAUAACAACAACAACAACAACAACAACAGCAACAAUAAUGGUAAUAAUGGCAAUAAUAACAAUAGCAAUAAUAAUAAUAGUAAUAGCAAUAAUAAUAAUAGUAAUAGUGCAAUCGGAGUAUCAUCAAAAGGUAGAGUUAUAAGAAGUAGUGGUAGAGUUUUGGAAGUAUCUUCCGAUGAAGAGGAUGAUAAUUUUGGAACUUCACAACAACAAAAAACAAUAACAAUAGCAAACACAACAACAACAACAACUUCAACAUCUCAAUCACCAGGGGUUGGAAAAAAUAAUUCCUCUAUAGUUGAACAAAAUUUAAUAAAUAGUAAAAGUAGUAAUGCUAUAUCGAUUGAACAAAAUAUUAAAAAACAAAUUCAAAGUCAAAUGAGUGAACCCUUAUCAUUGAGUCCACAACCUGCUUCAAUAAAAUCAAAUCCUUCCAUUUCACCACAAUCAAAUUUUUCUACAAUUUUUAAAAAUAAACAUCAUCCAUACUCUAAACCAUCUGCUUCACCUAAUAAAUCACUUUCAAUCUCAUCAACAAACCAAUCAAGACUUAUUGAAAAUAAUAAUAAUAAUAAUAAUAAUAAUAAUAAUAAUAAUAAUAAUAAUAAUAAUAAUAUUAAUAAUAAUAAUAAUAAUAAUAUUAAUAAUAAUAAUAAUAAUAAUAAUAAUAAUAAUAAUAAUAAUAAUAAUAAUAAUAGAAAAAUGAAUAUUUUUAGAGAUUCAGAAGAACUUUUAAAUGUUACAAAUAUAUUCGAACAAGAAUUAAUAAAUUAUGACAUUAGAAAAGAUUUAACUAUGAGUGAGAGGGAUGAAUUUUCAUUUUCUCACUAUCGUAAGGCUCUUAUAGGUUUAUUAGGAAUGAGACCUGUUGAAGAAAUGAUGUUACCACAUCAAAAGAAUAGCUUUUUUACAGAAAACUAUAUCCUUAUGAAUGAAGAUUUUGAAAUUAUUCCAGAUUUAAUUGGUAGUGAUAAAUAUAGAAAUUUAACCAUACCAGAAAUGAAGUCAGUGUUUGUUAAACAUAGAUUAGGUUAUAGAGUCAAUAGUGCCACUUCAGUCUUUAAAAUUCUUAUCUUUCCAUCAAUGAUUAAACCACUCUUCAAAUAUGCUCAUAUUGCUUCUGAUGGUUCCCAUUUAAAUGAACCAAAUUCCGCUCAAUCACUUUUCAUUGCAAAAUAUUUCACACAUGACCUUGAUAAUAUGUUACGCGAUUAUAUUAGAAAUUGUAAUUGUCAUGAUAGAUCUAAUACAAAUAAUAAUACAAAUACAAAUAUAAAUACAAAUACAAAUAAUAAUAAUAAUAAUAAUAAUAAUAAUAAUAAUAAUAAUAAUAAUAAUAAUAAUAAUAAUAAUAAUAAUAAUAAUAAUAAUAAUAAUAAUAAUAAUAAUAAUAAUAAUAUUAUUAAAACAGAACCAAAUAGUUCUCAAUCAUCUCAACCUUUACAUUUACAACCGUCACCUCCACAAUCACAAUCUCCAUUACAAUCACAAUCAAAUUCACAAUCGUAUCAACAACCAUCACCACAACCUUAUAAUAGUGGUAGUAGUAUUAGUAGCGGUAGUAGUAACAAUAGACAAUCACAAACAAUGAAACAAUCAUCUCAACAAUCUAAUAAACCAUCAUCUCAACCACAAAACCAAGACUUACAAACUGAAGUACAAAUUCAACAAUUAUCUCAACUAUUAAACGCACAGAGACAGCAUAAAGUCAUACAAUUACCAAUUUCAGGUUCGCCACCAUUAUCACAAAUACCUUCUAAAAUUCCACCCCCACCAUUACUUCAACAAUAUAAUUCAUUGCCAUCUGCAUCGUCUGUGGCAUUAUCUCACCCAUCUUCACCUCUUCAAAUACAACUACAACAACAACAACAACAACAACAACUACAACAACAACAACAACAACAACAACAACAGCAACAACAACAAAACCCGUCACAACAAUCAUCACAAUCAACUACAACUUCUUCUAAUUCCACUAGCUCUGGCAAUUGCAAUUGUUCAGAACAAUUCGAAGAGUUAAAAAGAAUGAUUCACCAAAUGGCUGAGAUCAAAGAACAAAGAAUUCAACUAAAAAAACAGGAAAAACUAAGGGAAGCAGAACAUUUGGCAAGGUUAUUUGGUUCUUUAAGAGAUGAUAUUGGAAAACAUAAUUAUCAACAAAAUGCAAGCCUCUUUUUUGAUUUUGCAACUUUUCUUUCAAAAAAAUCAAAUAAGAAUCUUGGUGAUAUUAAUAAUUUAAACAAUCUUAAUAAUAAUAAUCCAAAUAAUAAUCCAAAUAAUAAUCCAAAUAAUAAUAAUAAUAAUCCAAAUAAUAAUAAUAAUAAUAAUAAUAAUAAUAAUAAUAAUAAUAAUAAUAAUAAUAAUAAUAACAACAAUAAUAAUAAUAAUAAUAAUAAUACUAAUUAUAACAACUUUAAUAAUACUAAUAAUAAUAAUAAUAAUAGUAACAAAAACAACAACAAUAAUAAUAACAAUAAUAAUACUACCAAUAAUACAAAUAAUAAUAAUAAUAAUAAUACUACUAAUACAAAUAAUAAUGCUAAUAAUAAUAAUACUAAUAAUAAUACUAAUAAUACUAAUAAUACCAAUAAUAAUAAUAAUAACAAUAUCAAUAAUAAUAGUGAUUUUCAUAACAGGGUUAUUGAUUUUAGCAACAGUGGGCCAAGAAAUUCAAAUAACAAUAGUGAUAGUAAUUUAAAAUCAAAUAAUAAGAAUAGUGAUAAAAUAAAUAAUAAUCCAAAUAACAAUGAAAAUAAUAAAACUAAAGGUAGAGUUAAAAAGACAAAUAAUAAACCAGCCAAACAAACUAAAACUACAUCAAAAAGAAAGAGUAAAGUUUCAGCCGAACCAGUUGUCCUUACUACUCGUAAAUCAACUCAUAAAUUAAUCGAUGAUGAGGAUGAGGAAGAAGAUGAAGAGCUUGAGGGUUAUAAUGACGAGCAUCCAACUGACGAAGAAACUUAUUCAAAUAGAUCACUUACACCCCCUGUUGAAUUAUCUAGUCCUACUGCACAAACCAACGGGGCUAGAAGUGCUAGCAACAGUAAUAUCACCAUUCCACACACUACAACUACAACUACAACAACUAGAUCUCAUUCCUUUACACUUAAAAGAUUAUCCCCACUUAGAACUUCAUUUGAUGAUUUGGGUCUACUUAAUUCAUAUUCACCUUUAUUUGGUAUUACCGAUAACAAUAACAAUAAUAACAAUAAUAAUAAUACUAAUACUAAUACUAAUACUAAUAAUAAUAAUAAUAAUAAUAAUAAUAAUAAUAACAAUAAUAAUAAAAAUAAUAAUAAUAAUAAUAAUAAUAAUAAUAAUAAUGAAAAUAAUAAUGAUAAUAAUGAUAUUUCUACAUUUAAUAACAAUAAUAGUUCAAACCCUAAUAAUGAAGAAGAUGAUUCCGAUGAUGAAAGUGAAGAGGAUAGUGAUAUUGAUGAAAUGGAUAUUAGUGAUAAAAAUAACAAUAAUGAUAAUAAUAAUAACAAUAAAAAUCAAAAGAGAACAAAAAGAAAAACUAAAGAAAAGAGUCAAGCAAGCACUGAAAAAGAUAAGCAAAGAAAAAAGAUCUCAAAAUUUAAAGAAACUUUACUUAGCACUUUUGAUGAAAAAGUAUUCCUAAAAAAGCGUGAGGAAUAUUUUAAAAUAGUUAAUAUGUUUAAUGAAGCCUAUAAAAAUGCAACAACAAGAUUAAUUAAACUUGAUGAUGAUUUCCCUCAACAUCCAAGUGAAAUCCCUGAAUAUUUGGUAAAACAUGGUUUUUCAACCAAAAGAUUACAAAAAAGGAAAACAGGAGGAGCAAAUAAUGAUAAAUAA